AUGUUGUUGAGAGUACUACUGAUCGUUGCGGCUUGGCUGCCGGUCAUUUUUUGCGCCGGCGACGGAGAGCCCCACAAGGAAGAAGACGCAUAUCGUGUGUAUUAUGAGCCAGACAAUACCACGCUGAGUGAGCAGCUCUUGUCCUCGCACCGAGUGCCUCUUCGCGUGCGGCUGGCAUCGCCGAUCGAUGUGGAAAGUCUCAUUUGGGCCAUUCGACUCUUGGAUGCGAAACGAGGCCAGUGCCCGCGCCUCGGUUUGUGGGAGAUGUUGCGCGUGGCGUUCGAGAAGCUUUCACUAGAGGACAUCUACGGUGUGGAGCGUCUGGAGACAUUGCAACGGCUGCUGUCGGAUGCGGAAAGCAACGAUGGCACGGACGGGACGGAGAGUUGGGGGCAGGUCGAGUUGGAGUUGCCGGAAGGCGGCGGAGUGCUUAUGGUCCAUUUGGGUGACAUCGUCUUGCAGCAUCCACCCGGUUGGAAGGAAAUCGUGCAGGUGAACAUGGUGACUGCGUCACUUCGUCAUAUGCGAGGAGAAAAAAGACGGCAAAUGAGGGAUUACACCAAGAAGGUGUGGGAAAAUCACCAGCGGCUGCGUCGUCUGCAGCAGCUGGACAUUCAGAGAGCGCGGCAACGGCGUAUUGAAGUUGCCCGUGAACGUUCAGAACGGUUGGCUUUGAUGAAACAGGGUUCCGAAUGGCGACGAAAUAUUACUGAACAUGUAAAGCGUGAACGCUCCGUGAUUUUGCUUUUAGACACGAAGAAACAGGAUGGCCCCUCUUUUGCACAACGCGCGGGACGGUGUGAGAACAUUCUUCACGCGAUACACACGCUGCAAAGUCAACGAGUGCUGCCUACAGAAAGACGCAUGCGUUAUCUUCGAGAAAAAGAAAAAAAAGUCUGUGGGGACGUCUUUUAUUCCAUGGAGGACCUCGCCCGCCACGAGGAACAUGAGAUGUGCCACUCUCGCUGUUCUUCCUACUGCGAGGGUGUUGAGGCACUUGAGAACUGGACGAGAUACACCGGGUCUGCCGCAUCUGUCGUGCAGUUGCAUGCCUUGUACCACAACGUCCUCUUGAGCACCACAGACUUCAACAACACGGCGGCGAACUACCUUUCCCUUCUUUUUGAAACUGUCUUGGAUGACGUGGAUCGGGGCGUAUUCUCGACCUGUGCUGAAUUGUGUAUUCCAUCCAAGAAACUGGUUGCGGAAAUGAAAUUCUUUGCUGGUGUCCUGGGGAUUCUUGAUCACACGCCGGAAGCAAAUGCGGGAGUCAAUAAAUUAAGUGCGGUUUGGUGGGAUCGUGCCCGACACGCGUAUCUACACAUUUGGAGCGCCUCACGUGCCGGUUCACGACGCGCCACAGCUGCCCUUGCAACAAUGAAGGAGCAUGGAAUUUUAGCCCAGCAACAACAUCGUGUAGCAGCAGUGCUGUUGUCCACGCUGCUGUUGGAGAAGCACGCUUACUUUUGGAGACAAGUUAUGAGCGUACGCGCGCAGAGCUCGGGGGAGGCGGUACCGUCGUCGCAGAGGCUGUUACGGUUUGAGCGAUUCUUUGCGGAAGAAAAUGGUUGGAGAUUGGUCAAUGAACCAUUUCUCACGCGCAAUCGUAUCAAGGCAUUCCGUUCGGAAAUUGACGAGGAAGACGAUACGGAAUCCAGCGUCCCCCCAGAUGAGGUUCCCCUGACCAUCCUGCAAAAUAUCUUCUUGGCGCAGCUGCACAUUGCUGGGAUUAAGGGAGUGCCCCGGGAUUUAAAACGUGCAGAGUGUCUUCUUUUGCUACUGCUUCGAAAACUGCGGUACACGUGCGAUGUACCACAUUUGGAGGAAUUGGAUAAAAAAUAUUUUUCGGAAGCUGGCGGGGGCGGCGCAUGCGAAGAACACCUCCAGAAGUUGUGCCUGCUUCGCAGGAGUGGGAUUUCCAUGGGACCCUGUGGACUUCUCAAUGCAACGAGUGGAUUCAAACUGCACCCGAGUUUACGGCUAAUAAGAAGUUCAAAGAAAAUUCAUGAGGUGGUUCACAGAAUAUUGGUGCUGCUGGCCUAUGUUCACCUUUUAAAUGGACUCCAGUACGAUAUGGCUGCCAAGUAUGCUUUUUUGGCCUUGGAGGUCAGCGCUGCGGUGUUUUUCUCCGCAACGGCUGAGCUACCCAAGGAUGUGAAGCAUAAUUUUGUUGUGGGCAACAUCAGUCACAAUGAGAAGCUUGUAAUGUUAAAGAAUAAGAAUUGGCCGGCAAAGGAUUUGUUGAUGAACGCUCUAAGGCGUGGUGAUCCUCUGGAUUCGUUGUUUGACUUCACGAGGUCUGGGUUUUUGUCAUCUGAGAGUCUUGUGCUUCUUGCCAUGAGUGCCUUUCGGGGCGGUGUGGCGGCGCAGCGAUACAUUUGUUUCACGACCGAACGCUUUUUUGGUGCUCGUUCAUGCGUGGAGAAAAACGGUAGGGCGCCUUGCCGCACGCAGUGGACCUUUUUUCUUCUCCGGGAGGCGUCACGUCUGUGGGAGGAUGAGGCGAAAAUUCCUGGCAUUUUGGACCGUAGCUAUCCAUCCCCACGUCUUGUUGACGCGUUCUUUCUUAUGGCGUCUUUGCUAAAACGUGGGAAAAUCACUGUUGACGAUAUACGCGAGGGGGAAUUGUUUACCUCGCCUCGGUACGCUUCAGGCGCCUCCCCCCCUUUUCAGCCUUUUGGGAGCGAUACAUCUGAGAGUUAUAGGAACAGGUUGCUGCGGUUUGCAAGAAGGGUGUCGCCCUUUGCGUUACCGGGACGUCGGGUCAUGGUGUACGCUAAGAACUGGCAAUACUUUAUCACUCGUGCUACGCCCCCGCGGAAAUUACGUGUUCUUCGCGCAGCCGUGCAAUCUUUCCUAGAAGAACAUGACAUAAAUCCUCUUUUGGCUGUUAGUGACAUGCAUGACUACUUAGAUGGCACGCGUUGGUCGUGGUUGCAAAGCCUUUUUGGCACACUGUGGGACGCAGUUCUCUAUCCAUUUGCGCAGACACGUGCGGAGGCCAUAGAGGACCAGUUGGUGAGGGAAGUGCUACCGAAAAAAGCUUUGGACGCUGAGCCUGUUAAUAUCACGGAGCGUUUUGCGGCCUCAGUGCUGAGCUCUCGCCACAUUCGGGAAGCGACUAUUGCGUUGCAGCUUCUUACCACAGCUUUGGUUUCUGGCGAACCCGACGGCUUCACGUUGAUCCUGUUGGAGGAAAUGGAGCGUGGCAACGGCCACUUGCGUAGCUUUGCACACUUCAUCUCGGAGCAUGUAUGGGGAGAAAGCCUGGCAAACGUGUGGAUGGAGGAGCACAAGGCGGCCCAGUGGCAUCAUGCGAAGCCAAAGACGCGAGGGCGGGGUCCUGUCUUUGCCGCUGAUUCGCGCAUUCCUUUUUACUAUGCCUUGCCCGACUCGAGGUUGGAACUUUUUGCUCAAAUUGCCCUCAAGCUUGUAGAGACUCGGAAACAAUACGCCAUGUCAAGCGGUUGUGUAACGGCGCAUUCAAAUUGCACGGCUUUUCCAGCGAUCAAUCAGGAAAUUAUUCGCACCAUGGCAUUAUGUAGUGGGGUGUUGAUUGAGACCGCUGUACGUAAGGGACGCUCUUUUAUGCCACGGAAGCCGUACGAGGGGAUGUAUUUCCCUGUAGGGAGUCUUCGCUGCCUCCAGGGCCUUCUGCAAUAUGUGCAAUCCACGGGUAUUUCACCAUUUUCUGGCCUCAGCGCUAAGGCUGCUGAGCUGUUGCUUCUGGAUCUGCUUGUUGAGUUGGCGAAGGCACAGGCACAGUACUAUGACCUUUCUCUUGAUGCCCUUGGCUCUAGCAGCAGAACUGGCUCAGAUGCUGCUGAUGCCAAUCAAGAGGACGCGAAGAAGAAUUAUCGUAAGUACCUGGUGGAACCGUGGAGACGAUUUUUCAAUGAGGGAGUGGAAGACAUUCCCCUGCCAGGACUCGGCGAGGGUGCGUAUUACAACAAGCGCUUGCAUCGUGUCACGGGAACGUAUUAUGCCGCGCGUAUGCUCAGAUGGUAUGCCAGGACAAAAAUUUGGCUGGAACAGUUUUUCGGCGUUGCGUGA
Messenger RNA from Trypanosoma cruzi, 4053 nucleotides. RefSeq lists its product as uncharacterized. The record is from RefSeq and is a predicted model, not a curated record. Lineage: Eukaryota; Euglenozoa; Kinetoplastea; Trypanosomatida; Trypanosomatidae. The coding region runs from base 1 to 4053 and encodes 1350 amino acids. The transcript has a single exon.